Quercus robur (English oak) is the source of this 1513-nucleotide messenger RNA. Its product is annotated as pentatricopeptide repeat-containing protein At1g61870, mitochondrial-like. The coding region runs from base 45 to 1250 and encodes 401 amino acids. Gene Ontology annotation, molecular function: protein binding. Lineage: Eukaryota; Viridiplantae; Streptophyta; Magnoliopsida; Fagales; Fagaceae. The transcript has a single exon. The record is from RefSeq and is a predicted model, not a curated record.
ACUCGACUUUUGCUUAAACCCUCUAAAAGUCCUUGUCCUCAGAAAUGGCCAGUUUGAGCAAAAGCCGUCGACUCUUCAUCCACCUCAACCGCAAUGUGGACGUACCAAAACCCCUCUUCUACUCCACCACCCCAACCCCAACCCCAACCCCACCCUUCCCUUCAUUCCGAGCUGCCAAAGCCGCCAUUAUCUCCGAAUCAAACCCAGACAAACUCGCCGAAAUCCUCCAAAAAUCCAUCCACUUCCCCACCUUUCAACGCCACCGGCCUAUCUACCACCUCUCCAUCCGAAAACUCGCUCGAGCGAAUCGCCCUGACCUCAUUCACCGCGUCCUCCAAUCCCACCCAACACCCAACUCCGAAGGCUUCUUCAUCCGCCUCAUCAUGCUCUACUCUAGCGCCGCCAUGCUCGAUCACGCAAUCAACACCCUCGAACUCAUCAAAUCUUCUUCUCAACUUUCCGAGAAAUCCCUUUGUGCCAUCCUCACCGCUCACCUCAACAAUCGCCUCUUCGAUCAGGUUCGUGAUCUCUUUCAAACUCUGCCUUUGAAACUCAAUGUCACUCCUGGUAUUGCGUCUAAUAAUUUGGUCUUGAAAUCUUUUGUUGAGGAAAAUAAUGAUGUUGUGGCUGCGCUUAAUUGGGUUGAGAUAAUGGAGAAAGAUAAUAAGGUUUUGCCCAAUAUUGAUUCUUAUAAUGUCUUGUUAAAGGGUUAUUUGAAGAAUAAUGAUUUGGUUGGGUUUGAUGGGGUUGUGAAGGAGGUUUUAAAUAAAGGGUUGGACUUCAAUUUGGCUAGUUAUAAUUAUAGGAUUUCGAGACUCUGCAAGAGCAAAGAGUGUGCUCGAGCUAAGAAGUUGUUGGACGAUAUGGUUUCCAAAGGCGUGAAGCCAAAUUCUGUUAGUUAUGAUACUAUCAUUGAUGGGUUUUGUAGGGUAGGGGAUUUGGAAUCGGCCAAGAAGGUUUUGGAGAGUAUGUUGAGGGAUGGUUAUGUUUCACCGUGUUCGUUUCCUUAUAAUGCUUUGAUACGAAAUGCGGUUAAGGAGGGAGAGUUUGAUUUGGCUUUGGAAAUGUGUAAAGAGACUAUAAGAAGGAGGUGGAUUCCGCCCUUUGAGGCAAUGAAGGGUCUGGUUAACGGGUUGGUGAAAAUGUCAAGAGGGGAGGAAGCGAAAGAGAUUGUUGAGAAGAUGAAGAAAAGGCUUAAGGGGCCUGCUGUGGAUUCCUGGGGGAAAAUUGAAGCUGCUCUUCCUUUGUAGAUCAGUAGCUUGGCAAAUAAAAAGUAUAUUUUUCAAUUUCAUGGGAGUGGAUUGAACUGACCGGUAACUUGUAUAACUCAGCUUCCUGUAGUUUUUUUAAUUUUUUAUUAUUUUUAUGUGAUCAUGUCCCCUGCUAGUACUCCAUACAAGUUUUGGAAGACUUCUAGUUGUGCUCGUUUCUUUUGUAUCAUGAUUAAGGCUUCAAAUUUGAACUAGUUCAAUGGUCAUUGGAAUUCGAAUCUAUUAUUCCCUUGUGUUCAGAA